GCUGAGCGCUCUCAAUGCUCACGCUCAGCAUUGUUGCUGUCGCUUCUCAGUUUACCAAUUCCUGGUACUUUGUUUUUACAAAUGUAUUUUAAUGUUUUAUUUUGAAUAAAGUCUUGGAAUCGAAUAAUUUGUUGAAAAGUAGACAAAAGAAAGAAAAGGAUCUGAGAACUUUGAUGUUUAUCAAAUUUUUGCUCAGUAAUCAUAUUUUGAUAACAAGAAGGAUUUGAGACCAAAUAUCGUCUGCAAUGGGCGAUGAUUCAGAAUUAAAAGAUGAGGGUGUGUCUCAAAAAACAGAACAGGAACUUGUCAAGUUAUAUAAGCGUCGUCUGGAAAAUUGGCGUGAAAUCUUGACCCACUUGAAUGCUCUGUUGACAUGGGAAAAACCCUAUUUUCCUGGAAUCAUUGCAGGAGUUGUUACUUUCAUUUUUAUAAUGCUUUGGUACUUUGAUCCAUCAGUAUUAACAACUUUAUCAAUAGUAGGCAUCAUUGCCUGUGUGCUUGAUUAUGUUGUACCUAUUUUGAGUGCAAGCUUUUUUGAUUCAAGUAAAUGGACUGGUGCUCGUGAGCGAAAAUAUGAAGAAAUAUGUGGAAGCCUAGUCAGCUGUUACAUUUUCUUAAAGUCAAUAUGGGACUCAGCUCGGCAGAUAAAGGAAUCUAAGCCUUAUGUUUACUUUGUUGCAGUUUUGGGAACUCUUGUUACAACUGCUUGGAUUGGCAACUGGAUAAACAAUUUGUUCCUGACUUAUUUGAUUGUUCUCUUUGUUUCACUGUUACCUGGUGUGAAAUCCCAGAGUCUUGUUCAGCAAUAUUCAAGUCAGUUGAUGGCGAUGAUCAAAGGAGUCACAGGACAAACAAAAAAGAAGAAAUGAUUCAAUGCUUAAAUCUAUUUCAAAAGAUGUCCAUUAGUGUGCACAAUGAGAUUCUCUUUAAAUAUUUGACUUGCAUUCUACUGCUCAGAUAUUUUGCUGUGAACAAAACACUUGUAUAGGUUGUAGUCAAGAUAGUGAGAUUUUUAUGUUUAUGUAUUAUAGUUUAAAUCACUAAUCAUAACUUUGUGUAUUAAAUUCAAAUCAUUUUUUUUUUUUUUUUGACUAAUGCCAAAUAUUUGCCAAGUUGCUGUUUGUGAACAAUUCCUGGCAUAGCUUUAAGCUUUGCAUGAACUGUGAAGCAUUUGCAGUAUCAUGUGUUACUCAUGUGUAUUUUAAUUGACAUUCUUUCACAUCAUAAAUAAAUAACUAUAACAAACAUAUUUUUGUUUUAAAUUUUACAAUUGCAGUUUUUUUGCAUAGAAUCUGAGUACACUAUACACAAAUAUUCAAUGUCUUUAUUACAUACAUUUGCUUUAUCAGAAAAUGCAAAGAUAAGUCAUAGAAAUGACUAUUCAAAUUUUGUCCACUUUAUUCAAGCUUGAGUUUAUAGCGUAUUGUUUUAGUUUAAACAUUUUAACUGAAUGUGAUACAAUUAAAGCUUUUUCCGUCUUUUUUUCCUGAGAUGCUUAUCUAAAUGUUAGGAUUUUUAUUUAAAUAAGAUAAUUAUUUGUGUAUUUAUGCUCAAAGAUGCUGAAAAGCAUUUUAUUUCUUAAAUAUAUUUUACCUUCUUUAUCAUUUUUUAAAUUCCUGAGACUAUUUUUUAGGUAAAUAAAUAGUACACAACUCAAGUUAAAAAAAAAAAAACACCUUUGUGCACGAACUGUACUGAAAAUAAAAUUUUUUAGGUAAAAACACCUUGAAAUUGAAAACUGACAAUACAGUAUAACCUUAAUUUAACGAUUGCUAUGGGACUGGAAAAAGAUAUCGUUAAACCGAGGGGCUUAGAGAUUCAAUGUAGUCAAAUCCAGACCAGUGAAAUGUAUCAUUAAAUUGAUGAAAUGGUUAAGUUGGGUAUUGUUAAAUCAAAGUUAUGUUGUAUGUGUUCAAACAAGGUGCGCCAUUGAACUCCCUAAAAAGAUGUAUAAGAACAUGGAGCAGAAUUCAUUGUGUUACGCCAUGGAUGAUGUUCUGCCAAUGUUGAUGACUCUUAAAACUUCAAAGUAACUGUAUGAAAAAUAUUCAACCAUAGCUAACAUAAUGUUAAAGGGGAGGAGGGGCAGGGUACGCCCAUUUUCGAAACACCCUGUAUGAGAGAGCAAACAUAUGAAAUGAGUGAAAAAUGUCUACACAAAACAAAAUAUUAAGUGUAUUGUAUUUAUAAAGCUUCUUAGGUUUAAAAAUUAAUAUUUUACAAUACUGACUUUAUCAAGUCAACAUCUUUCACAUUCAGCACAGUAGAAAAGUUUACCUAAAUUUAAAUGAGAGACAAUGGCUAGUUAGGUUAAAAUGAUCAAAUCUGAAACCAAGUAGAAUUAAAUAAUAAAUUUAAAUGUGUGACUUUCUAGAUUUAUAUUCAAUAUGGAAAUUGCAUAUGGGCAAUUUCACGAGUAACUGACUGAAAUUUUAAAAUUGAAACAGGAAGUAUUUUGUAAUGUUCAAUGCAAAAUAUACAUUGUUGGGAUCUUUUCCCAUGGGUUAUUGCAUUUUUUAAGCAUUUUAAGCAUUUUUUUCUUAAUUCCCAAACACAUUUUGGAUUAUUAAAAAAAAAGUUAAAAAUAUGGGAACUGACUAAAAUGUUACUUUCAUAAUUGUCAGCCAAUUAGAACAAUGUUUUUUACUACUUUUUUUAAAUCAUCCAGAAUGCAUUUUGAGAAUUCAGUUAAACCAUUAAAUUCAGCUCAAGAAACACAAUAAUUCGGGAGAAAAGAUCUUUUGUGCAGUUUAUAUUUUGAGUUCAAUGUUACAAAAUACUGUUUCGCUUUAAAAAUGUCAGUCAAUUUCCCUUGGAAUUGCCAUGUUAAAUACUUUACUGCUGCGAAAAAAUUUCGCAUCAUAUAUAGUGGAUUUGAGUUAAUGCCAUUUGUCUUCGAAUGGCUUUCACAAAUAAAGAUGUUAAAAAUUUUUGAAAAAAAUAAAAUAAAAAGUGCUUGUACAUAAAGAUAAAAAUUUACAUGAGAAAUAAUCGUAUAUCAAUAUCUAUCCUUAUGAGUACUCAAAUGAAUUUUCAAUGAAAAAUUGUUUCAUGGAUCAUUUAUUGCUGAUUUUUGAAUACUCUUUGAACAAUUCUAUGCUUGUUUAUAAAAUAAAUAUGUUCU
Messenger RNA from Uloborus diversus, 3124 nucleotides. It is a transcript of the gene Arl6IP1, whose product is annotated as ADP-ribosylation factor-like protein 6-interacting protein 1. NCBI's taxonomy places the organism in Eukaryota, Metazoa, Arthropoda, Arachnida, Araneae, Uloboridae. The transcript is spliced from 6 exons. The record is from RefSeq and is a predicted model, not a curated record. The coding region runs from base 246 to 869 and encodes 207 amino acids.